This is a messenger RNA of Dendrobium catenatum, 4079 nucleotides long. Its product is annotated as pentatricopeptide repeat-containing protein At5g65560. Bases 152 to 2884 code for a protein of 910 amino acids. The record is from RefSeq and is a predicted model, not a curated record. Gene Ontology annotation, molecular function: protein binding. NCBI's taxonomy places the organism in Eukaryota, Viridiplantae, Streptophyta, Magnoliopsida, Asparagales, Orchidaceae. The transcript is spliced from 3 exons.
CCGCCACGAGGCCUUUGGUCCUCCAAGCUCAACCACAUGCUCUCAAAUCGCGCCGCCGUGGUCUUCUGCUAACCAGUCCCUCUUCCACCACGGCGGCCUCCUUCUCCGCCGCCCCCGCCGACAAAUGAGAUGAAACCACUUGUCUUCUUCAAUGGCGAGAAUUCCAAUCCCCUUAUCCCUUCUCCAUCCCCUCCCCAAAUUCCGACUACAACUCCAAACUCCCUCCGUUCUCUUCCUCCUUCCUCGCCCUCUCUCGUCUCUCAUAGACGCUGAUCUGUCGCUGUCUAUCAACCGAAUUCUCGCAGACCCUCAAUGGCGCCAUAGCCCCGAUCUCUCCCGCCUCGCCCUUUCUCUUCAACCUCAUCAAACGCUCGAAAUCCUCCGCUCCCACCCCGAUCCUCUCCGCGCACUGGAUUUUUUUUAUUGCCUUUCUCAGAGGCAUUCUCACAAACACGUUAUCGACUCCUACGCCACCAUCCUCCACCGCAUCGUUCUCGCCGGCCUCUUCGUCCCUGCGCAUAGGCUUAGGAUCCUGAUGAUUAAGUCUUGCGAGACGGAACAAGAAAUUGUUAGUGCAAUCGAUGUGUUGAAGGAUUUGGAUGCGAAGGGUUUCACCCUCGAUGUUUUCUGCUACAAUACGAUUUUGAUUCGGUUGGGUAAGCUGGAUUUGAUCGGCGUUGCCGUCGAUAUUUACCAACAGAUGCUGGGAAGUGGUGUGGAGCCGUCAAUUGUAACUUUCAAUGCUCUGAUCAAUGUUUUGUGCAGGAAUGGGAAGGUGAAGGAGGCGAAUGUGAUAUUGAACAGGGUUUUUCAGUGUGAUCUCCUGCCUGAUACAUUCACUUACACGUCGAUCAUAUUAGGGCACUGCAGGAAUGGAGACCUUUUUUCUGCAUUCAGGGUUUUUUACUACAUGCAGAAGAAGGGCUGUGAGCCUAAUUCUGUGACUUACUCAACUUUAAUCAAUGGGUUGUGUGAUGAAGGGAGGGUGGAUGAGGCUUUGAAUUUGAUGAAGGAGAUGGUGGAGAGAGGCAUCAUGCCGACCGUGUACACCUAUACUCUACCCAUCAAAGUACUGUGCUGUGAUGGGCUUGUGGGAGUGGCCAGCAAUUUGAUUGGAGAUAUGAAGAAGAGGGGAUGCAGACCAAAUGUUCAGACUUAUACUGCGCUUAUCAGUGGUCUUUGCAGAUCAAACAUGAUAGAAUUGGCAAUUGGGUUGUUCAAUAAAAUGGUUUUGGAUGGUUUAGCACCAAAUACAGCAACAUGUAAUGCGUUGAUCAAUGGGCUAUGUGAAAUGGGGAAGGUUCAGUCUUCUUCUAGGGUUUUCAGUUUGAUGGAGAGGCUGGGUUGCUUUCCAAAUACCCAAACAUGCAAUGAAAUAAUCAAAGGACACUGUUUAAUGGAAAGAGUUGACAAAGCAAUGGUGGUUUUACAUAAGAUGCUUAAAUUUGGUCCGUCACCAAACCAGAUAACAUAUAAUACAAUCAUUAAUGGGUAUUGCAAAACUGGUAAUUUGAGUAAUGCGAUGCGAUUGGUGAAUUUUAUGAAGGAGAAUGGCUGCAGUCCUGAUGAGUGGACUUAUACUGAACUCAUAUAUGGAUUUUGCGAAGCAGGGAAGCUGGAUUUGGCAUCUAAGGCAUUUCAGGAGAUGCCGAAAUUAGGUCUGAGACUGAAUGAGAUUACUUACACUGCACUUAUUGAUGGUUAUUGUAAGAACAAGAAGCUGGAUGCUGCAUUGUUGUUGGUAGAGGGGAUGGAGGGAAAUGGUUGCAAUCCAAAUGUGCAGACCUAUAAUACUAUGAUUAAUGGGUUCUCAAAGGAAAAUAGACUCACAGAAGCCGAGAAAUUGUUCAAUCAAAUGCUCGAGCGAAAUCUGUGGCCUAAUGUUGUUACAUACACAUCCUUGGUAGAUGGAUUCUGCAGAAAUGGUUCUACUUCUCGUGGACUCAAAAUCAUGGAUGAAAUGAUGAAGCAGGGUUGUGCUCCCAAUCUCCACACCUAUAAUGUUCUAAUUUCUGGCUUGCUACGAGAAGGCAAUAUUAAUGAGGCUGAGCAAAUGUUUGAAGGAUUGGAAGAAAAUGGGUUAGCACCUGAUCGUGUAACGUUCACUUCAUUGAUGGAUGGCUAUGUUAUGUUAGGUAGGCUGGAUCUUGCUUUUUCACUUAUGAAGCGAAUGGUUGAUGCUGGGUGUAGAGCAAAUUAUGGAACCUAUGCUGUUCUAAGGAAAGGAUUACAGAAUGAACGCCAACUAAUGGAGCAAAAAAUUGCAGUUUCAGAAAAUGCAAGCAAUACUUACAGUUUGGCAGAAAAAGAAAUGGAAAUCGACACUGUUUCAAGCUUAUUAAAUAAGCUAGUUGAAUUCGGUUGUGACCUUAACGAUGAUAUUUAUAAUAUUUUGAUUAGUGGUUUGUGUAGAGAAGGGAGGUGGUAUGAGGCAAAUGAGCUAAGUAGAAGCAUGAUCAACCAGGGUUUUCUUCCAAAUGAGGAUACAUUUAAUUCCUUGUUGCUAGUAUUUUCUAAGCAAUUGAUGGUGGAUAAUGCUUUAGAAAUAUUGAAUACAAUGGCUGAAAGUGGAUUUGAACCAUACCUGGUUUGCUACAAGUCAUUAAUCUGUGCUCUCUGUAAAGUGGAGCGGAUUGAAGAUGCUCAACAUCUAUUUGAAGGCAUGCUUCUGCAGGAGUGGAAUCCGGAUGAGAUUGUGUGGACAGUCCUCAUUGAUGGCCUGGUGAAGGAAGGAAAAUCAGAUUUUUGCAUGAAACUUCUUCAUGUUAUGGAAGCUAGGGCUCAUCCCCCCUCUUUCCACACUUAUGCUAUUUUAGAUAAUGAACUUUCUAAAGAAGAGAGCUAUGCUGACCGAAUUCAUGUUGCUGAUACAUUAAAGAUCUGAAAACUUGUCUGGCUUUGAGUUCCUCAUAAGUGGAGGAAGUGCAAAGUAACAGAAAUUUUUAUAGGGAAAAUUCCAUUUUGCUUUAAUGGUGGAAUUCACGAUUCUAAGGCAAAUUGGAUAUGGAUGUUCAAGACCAGAAGAACAGAACUCUCGGCAUGCAACUCAUAAUCUUAUUGGGACUUGGGUAAAAUUCUUUGUUAUAAUAGAUGGACUGAACUGAUGGAUAUCUGGUUGAUCGAUUGUUCUGGUUCUAGCUUCAGUUGAUGCCAUUGAACUGAAACGAUCCAGAUUGACCCACUGGUUUUAUGAAAAAAUGGAAAUUGGUGAUCCGGUAAUUAAUCCAGUGGUUCUCAGACGCCUGAAUUAGAUGAGUGGCUAUACAUCGAGUUCAAGUGGAAAGUCUGAAGAAAGUCAGUAGUCCUAGUGAAGGAACUAUACAUCUUAUUAUUCAGGAAUUCCGAGGACAAAGAUAAGCUUGCAGCCUUCAGGAAAGCUAUUUUGCAGUUAUCGUGAAUAUUUUGAGUCUGAGGACUGAGGAUGGAGGAAAAGGUAAGAAAAUUUUCUUCUGGGAUAUUCUGCCACCAAAAUGCAUCAGGGUAACUUUAAAAUCCUACCAUAUGCCUAAAAAUCAGGAUUUUUGUAUUUAAAAAUUAGGAUGUUAAUAAAUCACUUACCUUUUUUAGACACGUAGUAAAAUUUAAAAAUUAUCCUGAUAUAUUUUACACCAGAAUAUUCUGCUGCAAAUUUUAUCAGGAAGGAAAAAAAAUGCAGUUUUAGGCUACAUUUGAGACGGCUUUCUUACUGCUUAUUGAACUAGUUUUUAAGUUAAAUUUUUUUAAAAAAAGUAAAAACACGGCUUUCUCAUUGAUUCCUGAAGUAGUUUUUUAGUACAAAAUUAAAUUUUUUAUACCAAAAAGCUGCCUUAAGAAGCAGCAAGAAAGCCGCCCAAACUAAACUUUAGUCUUCCCUGAUUCUUUUAGCCCUGGACCUCAUGAUGCUAAGAAUAGAUUUGCCACAGAUAAGUUAACAAGAUCUCCUAAUCUAUUGUUUUGAUGAUAUAGUUCUUAGCACGUGUAUUAUGCUUUCAUAUAUUCAGCUAAUUUUAAUUUAUUUAUAUAUUUUUAUCAUUGAUUGUAAGUGAAAUUUAUUAUUAAAUAAUUUCAUAAUUUAAUAAUGGCUGAUUUUGCCUUCCAUA